GUUUCUGCGCGUCUGAGCUGCGCUGUCUCUUUAAUGCCUUCAUGUUACCGGAAGUGUUCGGGGUGUUUCCAGCUGAUCGGAAAAACAGAAGUAGCAGGAUCUCCCUCUGUGGACGGAUCUGUCUGCGAUAACCCUGCAGCUGAGGCGGAGCGCUCCGGUCCUGACCUCCAGCGGCCCCUUCCCGCUCUAAAAGCCAUCUUCUCCGGAGGUGAUUUGAAGAAGAACCGGGGGAUAUCCCCGGUGUCCCUCUCUCCCUCUCUGGUUCUCCUUCAAGCCGUCACUAAGCUGCCGUGAACCGGUACCGUGGGCUGCUUUUAGCCCGGACUGUCAUGAUCCCAGCUCGGAGAUGGCGUCCUUCCCCGGUUUGUGUAAGGCUGUCGGGCCCGCGGAGGAGGAGAACGGAGAGCUGGACGGCUCCCUGCAGCAGAUGCUGAAGGCCAUCGCCGACGAAAGGAACCGACUGAACAGUCGGCAGGAGAUCAGCGGACUGGGCUGCUUUAAAGAUGACCGCAUCGUUUUCUGGACCUGGAUGUUCUCCACGUACUUCAUGGAGAAGUGGGCACCUCGGCAGGACGACAUGCUGUUCUACGUCCGCAGGAAGCCUGCCUACGUCGGCGCAGACAACGGCGAGGGGAAAAAGGUGGAGGUGGAGGUCUACAGACGGGACUCAAAGAAGCUUCCGGGCCUCGGUGACCCAGACAUCGACUGGGAGGAGAGUGUUUACCUGAAUCUGAUCCUGCAGAAGCUGGAUUACGUGGUAACCUGUGCCGUCUGUACGCGCUCAGACGCCGGCGACAUCCACGUCCACAAGAAGAAGUGUCAGGAGGUUUUUGCGUCUCCCAGCAAACACGCCAUGGACAGCAAAGGAGAAGAGUCCAAGAUGAGCUAUCCCAACAUCUUCUUCAUGAUUGACAACUUUGAAGAGGUGUUCAGAGACAUGACCGUCGGCGAGGGCGAGAUGGUGUGUGUGGAGCUGGUGGCGAGCGAUAAGAGCAACACCUUCCAGGGCGUCAUCUUCCAGGGAUCCAUCCGCUACGAGGCCCUCAGGAAGGUUUACGACAACCGGGUGAGCGUCGCUGCUAAAAUGGCCCAGCGGAUGUCGUUCGGCUUCUACAAGUACAACAACAUGGAGUUUGUGAGGAUGAAGGGGCCACAGGGGAAGGGUCACGCCGAGAUGGCCGUCAGUCGGGUGCCGACGGGCGACACGUCACCCUGCAACACAGAGGAGGACCAGGUCUCCCCCAUGCAUGAACGGGUGACGUCAUUCAGCACUCCUCCGACCCCCGAGAGGAACCGUCCCUCCUUCUUCUCUCCGUCCCUGAGAAGAAAAGUCCCCCGAAACCGAAUCGCAGAGAUGAAGAAGUCCCACUCCGCCAAUGACAGCGAGGAGUUUUUCAGGGAGGAAGAGGAUGAAGACAUCCACACGGCCACCAACCUUCGCUCGCGCUCGCUCUCUGGAACCGGGCGCUCUCUGGUCGGCUCCUGGCUCAAACUGAACCGCGCCGAGGAUUACUUCCUGCUCUACUCGCACCUGACCUACGUCACGCUGCCGCUGCACCGCAUCACCACAGACAUCCUGGAGGUGAGGCAGAAGCCCAUCCUGAUGACAUAACGGAGCCGGACUUCCCCCUCAGAGCAUCUUUACAAAGUGCCUCCACCAUCAGGCAACUGAAACAACAGCAGCGCCCCCAGCUGCCCGGGCGCAGACCUGCAGCCAAUCACCCGCUUCACCCGAGACGCUCAGGAGACGACCGAGGCGCAGAGACGCUCCGCAGACAAACCAGCCAUCCAGGAAGUGCCUCCUCUUCUUUUUUCAACGCCCUGCCAAGUCCGAGGUCGUCUCCGUGGAAACGGGCCUGGCGUCAGGACCACUUGACCUCAGCGUGAAGAGGCUUUGGUCGAACUCGGAACAGGAGGAAGAGGGAAAUUAAUGUUUGUUUUCCUGUAAAUAUCUGCUGCUUUCCUCACUGAGACGCCUUGACUAAAGGUUGUGCUUUUAAAGACCGUCGUCCGUUUUUUCGACCGACGCGUCGCAGAGUUGCUCUUUUUCUAAUAUUCUGCACCAUUUAAAGGGAGCGGGAGAUUAAAGUUUGAUGUUUUCUUCAACGCAGACAGAAAACCUCCACAUUCACAGCCGGAACCAACAUGUUCAACUUUAAUCUGAUGGGAGCGGAAAAUGUAAAUUUAAAUAAAUUUACAUAAAGGAAAUGAUUUGUAAGAAUCUUAUUCCCAGAAGAUCUUUUUGUUCAUAUUUGUAUCACUCACAAACCAACAGGUUUUCUUAAACUUUAUUAACAUCAUAAAAAAGUAAGUCUGCAGAACAUAACUGGUAUUUAAUCUCAUUAUUUCACCGCACUAAAAUGAAUAUUGAAUUUUUUUUAUUAAAUUAGUAAAUUCGGUCUAUUUCCAGCACUGUUUUGUCUUAUUUUAGUUAACCUGCUUAAAACAAAAUGUUUUAGUUACUUUGUGUGUAGAAAACUAAGGUUUUGUUACAAGGAAAUUUUUUUUUGAUGUUUUUUCUUCAAUGUAAGGUUACAUUUUUUGCAAAUAAGUCGUUACAUUCUAAACCCUCAAAGUGAAUAAAUAAAUAAAUGAUUCAGUUAAUUAAAGUUAAAAGUAUAAAAUAAUUUCCCUUCAUCAUCACAUUCAGUUUUAGUUUUAAUUUUGAGUCUUUUCGACGUUAUGUAACUGACUUCACUUCCCUACUGGACCUUUAUUUAAAAUAAAAUCCCCUUUAAGAAUUUUUCUUAUGUUUUUUUUUUUAAAGAGGAAAAACUCCAGAACAAAAGGGAUUAACUUUUUGAUGUAAAAAAAAAGGCGAAUAUUUUCUCCCUUUGUGCUCCUAAAGCCUUAAAUCUGUUUCUCCAUUUCCAUCCAAACCACCAGAGUGAAGCUUUAAGCGGUUCCUCCUGCAGCUUCUGUGCUAAAAAGACCUUUUUCUCGUCAUGUUUUCCCGACCUGCCGAUCACUUGAUGCAUCAGCUGUCUGUCAGCUGUUAUUGAUCAGAUCCUGUCAGUAAUUUUCAUCGAUCAAAGUGUUUGUUUUCAUCAGUGUUGUCGUAGCUGUAAAGUUCUCCACAGGACGUGUUUUUCCUCAGUUCGGGAAAUCCGAUCACUCGUCUCUUUGGUGUUUAUUGAUGAUGUUUGUAGAGCCUCCAGCUGAAUGUACCCUCGCCGAUCAAUAACAAAGACUGCUUUAACUGAGAUGACGGUUUUGCACUGUAAAACGCUUUUAGCGCCUUUCUGAAAGCUGUUUGGAUGUUUCGUUGACGUGUUCAUACAUCACAGCUUUUGUACACUCGGUUACUGUGCAUGUUGGCGAUCUUUUUUUGUUGCUCACUUUAAAAACAUUUUCUCAUAUUUAUUUAUUGAAAUACACAUUAGCAGAAAAUUGA
Cyprinodon tularosa is the source of this 3394-nucleotide messenger RNA. Its product is annotated as KIAA0930 ortholog. Lineage: Eukaryota; Metazoa; Chordata; Actinopteri; Cyprinodontiformes; Cyprinodontidae. The record is from RefSeq and is a predicted model, not a curated record. The transcript is spliced from 10 exons. The coding region runs from base 347 to 1612 and encodes 421 amino acids.